Lutra lutra (Eurasian river otter) is the source of this 2988-nucleotide messenger RNA. RefSeq names its product synapsin II (gene SYN2). The coding region runs from base 169 to 1908 and encodes 579 amino acids. Gene Ontology annotation, cellular component: synaptic vesicle membrane; synaptic vesicle. Gene Ontology annotation, molecular function: ATP binding. The record is from RefSeq and is a predicted model, not a curated record. NCBI's taxonomy places the organism in Eukaryota, Metazoa, Chordata, Mammalia, Carnivora, Mustelidae. Gene Ontology annotation, biological process: neurotransmitter secretion. The transcript is spliced from 13 exons.
GCCCGGCCCGCCCGGCCCAGUGCACCGCGGCUGUCUGCUGGGCUCGCGCGCCGCGAACCCGGCCUCAGCCGCCUCAGCAGCCUUAGUCCCUCAGCCGCCGCCGCCUCAGUCUCGCCCUCCGCGCCGUCCGGCCCCGCCGCCCCGCGCGCCCCCAGGCCCUCAAGCCAGAUGAUGAACUUCCUGAGGCGCCGGCUGUCGGACAGCAGCUUCAUCGCCAACCUGCCCAAUGGCUACAUGACCGACCUGCAGCGGCCCGAGCCCCAGCAGCCGCCGCCGCCGCCCCCCGGUCCGGGCGCGGCCUCGGCCUCCUCGGCGCCCCCGGCCGUCUCGCCGGGCCCCGAGCGGAGGCCGCCGCCGGCCCCGGCCCCGGCGCCCGCGUCGCAUCCCGCGCCGCAGGCGGCCGCGGCGCCAUCGGUGGGCAGCAGUUUCUUCAGCUCGCUGUCCCAAGCCGUGAAGCAGACGGCAGCCUCGGCCGGCCUGGUGGACGCGCCCGCGCCCGCGCCCGCCGCCGCCAGGAAGGCCAAGGUGCUGCUGGUCGUCGACGAGCCGCACACCGACUGGGCCAAGUGCUUCCGGGGUAAAAAAGUCCUUGGAGAUUAUGACAUCAAAGUGGAACAGGCGGAAUUUUCAGAGCUUAACCUGGUGGCUCAUGCAGAUGGGACCUAUGCUGUGGAUAUGCAGGUCCUCCGGAAUGGCACAAAAGUUGUCCGGUCCUUCCGGCCAGACUUUGUGCUUAUCCGGCAGCAUGCAUUCGGCAUGGCAGAGAAUGAGGACUUCCGCCACCUUGUCAUUGGCAUGCAGUACGCAGGCCUCCCCAGCAUCAACUCACUGGAAUCCAUUUACAACUUCUGUGACAAGCCAUGGGUGUUUGCCCAGCUGGUGGCCAUCUACAAGACAUUGGGAGGAGAAAAGUUCCCACUCAUUGAGCAGACAUACUACCCCAACCAUAAAGAGAUGCUGACACUGCCCACAUUCCCUGUGGUGGUGAAGAUUGGUCAUGCUCACUCAGGCAUGGGCAAGGUCAAAGUGGAAAACCACUACGACUUCCAGGACAUUGCUAGUGUGGUGGCCCUCACCCAGACAUAUGCCACAGCAGAGCCUUUUAUUGACGCCAAGUAUGACAUCCGGGUCCAGAAGAUAGGCAACAACUACAAGGCUUAUAUGAGGACAUCGAUCUCAGGGAACUGGAAGACAAACACUGGCUCUGCAAUGCUGGAGCAGAUCGCCAUGUCAGACAGGUACAAGCUGUGGGUAGACACCUGCUCUGAGAUGUUUGGUGGCCUGGACAUCUGUGCUGUCAAAGCUGUACAUGGCAAAGAUGGGAAAGACUACAUUUUUGAGGUCAUGGACUGCAGUAUGCCACUGAUUGGUGAACACCAGGUGGAGGACAGACAACUUAUCACUGAACUAGUCAUUAGCAAGAUGAACCAGCUGCUGUCCAGGACCCCUGUCCUGUCCCCUCAGAGACCCUUAACCACCCAGCAGCCACAGAGUGGAACACUUAAGGAUCCGGACUUGAGCAAGACCCCACCUCAGCGGCCAGCCCCCCAAGGGGGCCCUGGGCAACCCCAAGGAAUGCAGCCCCCAGGCAAGGUGAUGCCUCCACGCCGGCCUCCCCCUGGACCAUCACUACCACCUUCCUCCUCUUCCUCCUCCUCCUCUUCUUCCUCCAACACCCACGGAGAUGCACCCUCCAGCAGCAGCUCCCUGGCAGAGGCCCAGCCACCCCCGGCUGCUCCACCACAGAAGCCCCAGCCUCACCCACAGCUCAACAAGUCGCAGUCCCUGACAAAUGCCUUCAGCUUCUCUGAGUCCUCCUUCUUCCGGUCUUCAGCCAAUGAGGAUGAAGCCAAAGCGGAGACCAUCCGGAGCUUGAGGAAGUCCUUUGCCAGCCUCUUUUCAGAUUAGCUCUCCAGAUACUCGGGGCGGGGUGGGGGGAGGGCACCUAGCCCAACCGGGAAACUUAUCUGAGACAUUUACCAAUAGUCAGCCACUCUUGGUGAUAUCCCAAGACCUUGACGUGUGUGUUCCCUUCCUUUGCUCUGUUUUGCUAAGUGAUAUUGUGCAGCUCAGAAAAGACCAUGUGAAAGUCUCAGGGCAGGUGCCUAACCAGCAAGGAACACCUGAUAUCAGAGAGAAUAGAGCUGCUUUCCUGUAGUUCUGAGAGUUUCCUCUGAGGUCAUUGUUAGCUGUGAGUGUAGUGGCCUUAUUGUGAUAGUGCCCUCAUGUCUUAUUCUUCUUCAUAAAACCAGGAUUCCUUCACUGAGGACUCUUGGUAGCUUACCCUAGCUCAGAGGCAGUGCUAAGCAUGCCCCCGCUUUAGUCAGUGCUGCCUGUUUGGGGAGCAUAUACUUACCCCAAAAUGCUCUUGGCUCUAAGUGUUAGGAACCUAUCCACACUUGGAUCUCUUGUCAUACCUGUUUAGCUGUUUAAAAGACACCUGUGCAGCACAAGAGAUUCCUCUACUACUAUCAUGGUAAAGCACCUUUAGUCUGUCGAUACUGGAGAGAACAAGGAUCUGCAGUCCCCCUGCUCCACGUUUUCUCUUCUCUGGAGAGUUCUUAUGUGCGUGCUGCAGUGAUCUCGAGCUCUGAAGCUGCACUGUAGAGAAUGCAUGCCACUGUAACAGCAGUAUGCCAAGUUUUGUGUUCAUCUCCAAAUAAAUGUUAAGACCUUUGGUGUAAUAAAAGCAGCAGCAUUAACCAGCAUUUGAUUCAGCCAUGAGGUCUCCCCUAGGCCACCCUUUUGGCUGAGAGAGUAUAUGUGAAGCAUAUGUGUGUGCUUGCAAGUGUAGGGAAGGGAAAUGUCUAGGAGAGUGACGCUGUUUGUGCCAGUAUGCUUGGGAAUGUGUUUAUGUGUGAGUGGCUAUUUGCAAGUGGUUGAGAGUACGGCUAUCCUUUAGAUGUCACUUAUGUUGGGCCUCUUGACAUCUCCCGGUGAAUGCUUCCUGCAGGACAACUGAAUUUCCUUUGGUGACUCAGCAUUUCU